UGCGUGUUGCAUUCUCACAAGUGGGAAGAAGAACAGAACGAAGUGUGAGCUUCUGGGAACAGAGACAUCAUGAGUCUACAGUGGACGGCUGUCGCAACCUUUCUGUAUGUGGAAGUGUUUUUAGUGUUGCUGCUGUGCAUUCCCUUCAUUUCCCCCACAAGAUGGCAGAAAAUCUUCAAAUCUCGCCUGGUCCAAUUGUUAGUGUCAUAUGGGAACACGUUCUUCCUCGUCCUGAUAGUGAUUCUGGUGCUGUUAUUACUAGAUGCACUUCGGGAAAUCCAGAAAUAUGGAGUCGGGGAGCAGGUGGAUCUUAAGAAUAACCCAGUGGCCGUCGAGCACAUUCACAUGAAACUCUUCCGAGCUCAACGCAAUCUGUAUAUCGCCGGCUUCUCCCUGCUCCUCUCAAUCCUCCUGAGGCGCUUGGUUAUGCUCAUCUCCAAACAGGCUACUCUCUUGGCAUCUAACGAGGCCUUCAGGAAGCAGGCAGAGAGUGCCAGUGAUGCAGCCAAAAAGUACAUGGAGGAAAAUGACAAGCUAAAGAAGGAACUGAAAUCUUUGGGAGUAGAAGUGAGUGACCUGCCCGACACCAAUGUUGAGGAGGAUAACAAGAAGCUUAAAGGAGAAGUGCGCAAGCUUAAGGAGGAGCUGAAAUCCGCUAAGAAAACCCUGCACAAGUCCGAGAGUGAGGUCGUCGCUAUCAAGAAGCAGUGUGAGGGUUUAACCAAGGAGUAUGACCGGCUUCUGGAUGAGCAUUCUAAGCUUCAGGCGCAGGCAGAUGGACCAAAGGACAAGAAGGACGACUGAGUCAGCCAUGGAUCCUCCCAAAGCAUCCCCAUCAGCGCCUGCCUGUUGUUUUCAUGGAGUGGUUCCUGUGGCGUGCAUAGCGGUGGCAAAAAACACAUUUUUUUUUUUUAAGAUGGGCUUUUGGCACCAGUAAUUUUUUAUACAUCUAUUAUUUCCAGCACUCUGGUCUUCUCUUCUAUCCUCUCUCUAAUGCUAUCGGUCUGCUUACAUAUCAUAGACUGUAAUCCAGAGCCCCCAGCCAAGUCACUGCCAUCCCAUAAAACAUGCUAGGGCCGGUUUGUGUUUCUUGUACAGUCCCUCCUGUCUCCCAGGAAAAAGUUUGGUUAGUUCACGCUGAAGAGGGGCGAUACAUUAUUUUUUCAGAGUUGCAGCUACAGAAAUGUGAUCUGAGUGCAAUUAGUGUUCUUGCUUUGCAUGUCCAGCCCCGCAGCAGCAAGGGAGUCAAUAAACCUGGGUUAAACAAAGUCUAUUUCUGUUUUUUUUUUUGUUUUUUUUUAUAUCGUAAGGUUUUUUCCCCCUUUUUGCAGCAGCAAAAAAGGGGUGGAUUUGGGCCAAAAAAUGCACAGCUGUCAAUUUCUUUAGCCAAAAUCUCCAUAUCCACCUCUCCGCAGUAAUGGCAUGUGUGAGAUUACACUUAAGCUAUUUCCAUUGGCUGACACCGUAAGUGCGAGGUACCAUUGUAGGAAAUUGUGUCCAAUUGGUGCAUGUGACAUAAAACCAGAGAAGGAAGCAGGUGGUAGUAGCAUAGGAGCGGGAAAUAAAGCAGAUGACUUACCAUAGACAAGAUAAUACUAAUAACACUGAAAAGUUGAGUUGACCAGCUGCUAUAAAUGACAAAAAGGCAAUAUUUGUACACACAGAAAAAUUGCUAGCGCACAGUUUGCCUUUAAAAAUAAUUAUUACAAAAAAUCAGGUGUACCACACUUUGGCCAAAAUAUGUAAGCUCACGUGCCAAGUCAAGGCCCCUCAUUGUACGUGAGUCCUACACUAUAUUUGGCUUGACAAAGGGCCCAGCAGAGGCCCGAAACGUUCCCGCUUUGUUUUGUGAGCUGAAUAAAACACGAUCACUGAAUCAACCA
Xenopus laevis (African clawed frog) is the source of this 1883-nucleotide messenger RNA. RefSeq names its product B cell receptor associated protein 31 L homeolog (gene bcap31.L). The record is from RefSeq and is marked provisional. NCBI's taxonomy places the organism in Eukaryota, Metazoa, Chordata, Amphibia, Anura, Pipidae. Gene Ontology annotation, cellular component: endoplasmic reticulum; membrane; endoplasmic reticulum membrane. Gene Ontology annotation, biological process: intracellular protein transport; endoplasmic reticulum to Golgi vesicle-mediated transport.